CCCAGCCCUUCCUUGGGAGGGGGCCGACCCCCACAGAACCGUCCCCCACCCCCGCGCCCUUCCGCACCCAGAGACCAGCCCGGAGAGGACCGGGAGUGCCGCUGCUCACGCCGACGCGUCCCCUCCGCUUCCAGGUGUAGCGCCCCCGCGCGGCGCGGGCGGCUGGGCGUCUCCAGCAUGACCGGCCAGAGCCUGUGCGACGUGUCGGAGGCCAACGUCGAGGACGGAGAGAUCCGCAUCAACGUGGGCGGCUUCAAGAGGAGGCUGCGCUCGCACACGCUGCUGCGCUUCCCCGAGACGCGCCUGGGCCGCCUGCUGCUCUGCCACUCUCGCGAGGCCAUUCUGGAGCUCUGCGACGACUACGACGACGUCCAGCGCGAGUUCUACUUCGACCGCAACCCCGAGCUCUUCCCCUACGUGCUGCAUUUCUACCACACCGGCAAGCUUCACGUCAUGGCGGAGCUGUGCGUCUUCUCCUUCAGCCAGGAGAUCGAGUACUGGGGCAUCAACGAGUUCUUCAUAGACUCCUGCUGCAGCUACAGCUACCACGGCCGCAAAGUGGAGCCCGAGCAGGAGAAGUGGGACGAGCAGAGCGACCAGGAGAGCACCACGUCCUCCUUCGAUGAGAUCCUAGCCUUCUACAAUGAUGCCUCCAAGUUCGAUGGGCAGCCCCUGGGCAACUUCCGCAGGCAGCUGUGGCUGGCUCUGGACAACCCCGGCUACUCGGUCCUGAGCAGGGUCUUUAGCGUCCUAUCCAUCCUGGUGGUGUUGGGGUCCAUCAUCACUAUGUGCCUCAACAGCCUGCCAGACUUCCAGAUCCCCGACGGCCAGGGAAACCCUGGCGAGGACCCCAGGUUUGAAAUCGUGGAGCACUUUGGCAUCGCCUGGUUCACAUUUGAGCUGGUGGCCCGGUUUGCUGUGGCCCCUGACUUCCUCAAGUUCUUCAAGAACGCCCUAAACCUUAUUGACCUCAUGUCCAUCGUUCCCUUUUACAUCACUCUGGUGGUGAACCUGGUGGUAGAGAGCACCCCUACCUUGGCCAAUUUGGGCAGGGUGGCCCAGGUCCUGAGGCUGAUGCGGAUCUUCCGCAUCUUAAAGCUGGCCAGACACUCCACUGGCCUUCGCUCCCUGGGGGCCACCUUGAAAUACAGCUACAAAGAAGUAGGAUUGCUCCUGCUCUACCUCUCCGUGGGGAUUUCCAUCUUCUCUGUGGUGGCCUAUACCAUCGAAAAGGAGGAGAACGAAGGCCUGGCCACCAUUCCUGCCUGCUGGUGGUGGGCCACUGUCAGUAUGACCACAGUGGGGUAUGGGGAUGUGGUCCCAGGGACCACAGCUGGGAAGCUGACUGCCUCUGCCUGCAUCUUGGCAGGUAUCCUCGUGGUGGUACUGCCUAUCACCUUGAUCUUCAAUAAGUUCUCCCACUUUUAUCGGCGCCAAAAGCAACUCGAGAGUGCCAUGCGCAGCUGUGACUUUGGAGAUGGAAUGAAGGAGGUCCCUUCGGUGAAUUUAAGGGACUAUUAUGCCCAUAAAGUUAAAUCCCUAAUGGCAAGCCUGACGAAUAUGAGCAGGAGCUCGCCAAGUGAACUAAGUUUAAAUGAUUCCCUACAUUAGCCAGUGGACUUGACAUCUCAAACCCACGUUGCUGAGCUGCCUCUUGUGCUUUUGGCACUGUCCAGGCACCCUAGGGUUAUGGCGUAAGGAGAAUGCCCGACCCCAGAGGGGAGAGAUGCAUGGGAUGUGCACCCCAGGUUGCUUUUACAGUAUUUAGAAUCGUUUGUAGAGGGCGGUGUGUCUGACACCAUGCCUUGCACCUUUCAACAAAAUGACACUCACUGGUCUUUGCUUCGUGGGCAUAAAAUGUUCACCUUUCUGCCAGAUGAGUACCCAGAAUGCUAACUUGUCUGUUCACCGUGUACACUAUUCUAGUGCUCGUGGCCCAAUAUUGUCUGUGAGUUGUUUGUGCUCCUGUUUCUGAGGUUGUCAUGUGAGUUCUGUACAAAGAGCCCCCACAAGUCUGUCCAGUGGAAACUCAGCUCUGAGGUCAGCGAGGAUAUCACAAGAUUUUGUUCACAAUCAUAUGAAAACAAAAUCUCAGUUCUUUAUCCAUUGCUUUCAUUUAGUUUUUAUACCAAACAAGGAGAAUGCAAAGUUAAGCACACAUGACUGAUCCACAUCCGUGAGUUGUUUUGUAAAGCACCUGUAGUUCUGUGGCUUGCAUGGGUGCACCAGUCAUCCUUAGAAUGAUGGACACUGAUGUUCAUCUCAUCGUUGUCAGUCUUUCAGAAAUGUUACUCAGUUAAACCUGUGAUGAGGACUGAAUUUUUUCCCCAAGAACAGAUGCGCUAGGAACAGGGACUUCAGCUAAACAUAGACCAAGCCCCGGGGUGCUUAAAGCUGAGCCCUUUCAUUCUCGGUCGGCCUCCGUCUUGCCUGGGGUAACUGUAGAGACAUUUAUUUCUGGCUGAGGUUCUUGGUCUAGGCCAUCUGACCAGACUUUGCUGUGUCUUAGAUACUAGCAUGUUUUGAAAUAUUUAUUUUUUAAGGUGUUUAGGAAUAAGGUCGUGUUGUCUUUUUUAACUAAAAAGAGGUAUACUGUUGUAUUGUCUCCCUGAGGUCAACGUUGUUGGGUUGCUAGCAAGGGCAGUAGCUUACAUAAUUUUGUUGCCUGCUCUGAAAGUCCUUUUAUCUCCAAGCAUAAUUUCCUCAGAUAAUUUUGUUUCUAGGAUACGGUAUGUUGUAUAUGAUGCUGUGAUUGCCCUGGAGUUCCUGCCGUGACAUGGCAAACUGCUGGUAUGGAAGUGAGUACGCAAAGUACAGACAUGCACCAGGGCCACGUGGCCUACCCAGGAUGUCAAGUUCUUACUUCCAUUCCAACUGCCUUUUGUUGGAGAAGGGUGGGUAGAAGGGACAAAGAUGUAAAACAAAAAAUUGCUACUUUGUAAAAUGUCAUGUAUAGUUGUAAACUUCUUGAAAAGCUUAAUGCUACUUAAAAGACCUUUAAACUUCUAAA
Messenger RNA from Galeopterus variegatus (Sunda flying lemur), 3010 nucleotides. RefSeq names its product potassium voltage-gated channel, delayed-rectifier, subfamily S, member 2 (gene KCNS2). Gene Ontology annotation, molecular function: voltage-gated potassium channel activity; protein binding. Gene Ontology annotation, biological process: regulation of delayed rectifier potassium channel activity; potassium ion transmembrane transport; protein homooligomerization. The transcript has a single exon. The record is from RefSeq and is a predicted model, not a curated record. NCBI's taxonomy places the organism in Eukaryota, Metazoa, Chordata, Mammalia, Dermoptera, Cynocephalidae. The coding region runs from base 178 to 1611 and encodes 477 amino acids. Gene Ontology annotation, cellular component: voltage-gated potassium channel complex; membrane.